Messenger RNA from Ostreococcus tauri, 1038 nucleotides. Its product is annotated as Tetratricopeptide repeat-containing domain. NCBI's taxonomy places the organism in Eukaryota, Viridiplantae, Chlorophyta, Mamiellophyceae, Mamiellales, Bathycoccaceae. Gene Ontology annotation, molecular function: protein binding. The transcript has a single exon. The record is from RefSeq and is a predicted model, not a curated record. Bases 1 to 1038 code for a protein of 345 amino acids.
AUGGGGGGACGACAGAGCGUCAAGGCGAAGAAACCGGGCGUGAAGAAGCGCGCGAAGGCGUCGCAGGGGUCGUCUGGGACGAAACCGGUCGCGGUGGCGAGCGAUGGGGUGAUCGAGGAGGCGAACGCGGCGUUCGACUCGGGUCGCGCGGACGAGGGCCUGGCGACGCUGCGAAACGCCUCGAGGAGAAAUCCGAGCGACGCGGCGAUCGCGGAGGCGCUCGGGUUGGCGCUCGCGGAGUUCGGGGGACAAGAGGAGGCGGUGGCGGCGCUGAAGCGGGCGGCGAUGCUCUCGCCCACUGCUGGGUACGAGAAGUUUAUGUAUCUCGGACAGUUGUUGGACGAUGGUGAGGCCGCUACGACGUGCACGAGGCAGGGAUUGGCGAUUUUAGAGGCGCAAGCGAGUCAAGGCGACGAACACGCGCAAGGGCAGCACGCGUCGGCGUGCUGCGCGCUAGCGGAACAGAUCCUCGGAACCGCGGAUGAGGCAGACGAGGAGACGAGCAAGCAGGUUGAAGCGCUCAUCGAGCGCGCGAGGGCGAGCGAUCCCGAGUCGCCGGAGCCAGUGCAGCUGUUGGCGAGCUUGCGGGGCGAGCAAGGCAAGACUGACGAGGCGCUGAGCAUUUUGAAAGAGUCGUUGUCGAUGUGGCGCAAGACGGCGAUGCAUCGAGACGAGGAAGGUGAGGAUGGCGCUGAAGAGUUCCAAGGCGAGUUCGAUGUCUCGUUCGAAUUUAGAUUCGAGACCGCGAAGCUCCUGCUCGAGCUCGACACGACAACGGAGACCGCGAUCGACAUAUUGUGUGAGCUCCUUCGUGAGCGCGACGAUAACGUGGACGUGUGGUACAUGCUCGCAUAUGCGCACCACGGCGCACUAGAGUUUGACAUCGCGUUGGAGCACUUGCAACAAGGUGAGGAGCUCAUUCGUUCUCGCGGUGGAGACGAAUCAGCGCUUGCGAACUUUGAAGAGCUUCGAGCUGCGAUCACUGAGUCCAAGGCGACUGUUGAGAGCGGUAAGGGCCCGGCUGAAAUGGAGACGUGA